Plutella xylostella (diamondback moth) is the source of this 3299-nucleotide messenger RNA. RefSeq names its product protein phosphatase 1L. The record is from RefSeq and is a predicted model, not a curated record. Gene Ontology annotation, biological process: protein dephosphorylation. NCBI's taxonomy places the organism in Eukaryota, Metazoa, Arthropoda, Insecta, Lepidoptera, Plutellidae. Gene Ontology annotation, molecular function: protein serine/threonine phosphatase activity; cation binding.
GUUGACACUGACAGCAGCUAUUCGAUUUUAGUUGAAGCGAAAUUUCAGGUUUUAUUAUUUUUGUACAGACUUUCGCAAUAAUUAAGUGAAAAGUAUAUGAAUGUGCUGAUUUCCGUAACUAUUGAGCAUUUAACACAGUGGACAUGGAAGACGAAUUAGAGGAUAGAGUAAUAGAGCAAACAUACUUGUCUUUUAUGAAAAUCGUCUCUCGAUUAACGAGUAGUGUUCCCAUUGAUGCUCCGGUGAGCUAUUUAUGGAAAAUGGUGCGUCUUUAUUUACUGCGUUCUGAAGUCGUGGUCUGCACUCUUGCGUUUAUACUUUUCUUCAUGUAUUUGCAAACAAUCGAACUAUGGAGUCGGGCACUUCUGAGCAGGCUCUCGCAUGCAAUGAGUCCUAUGACCGCCGUCCAACGCAUGAAACUAAUGGACGGCUCAGAUGCUGACAAGCAGAGCUGGGAGCUGAAAGCCUCACAAAGUGCAGCUUAUGCAAUCAAAGGCAGGAGAAUGCACAUGGAAGACAGAUUCAUAAUCAAUGAGAAUAUAAACAACACAGGUGUUUCACUAUUUGCCAUUUUCGACGGUCAUGGCGGCGACUUUGCUGCGAACUAUGCCAGAGACCACCUAAUUCAGAACCUAUUUAAUAAAAUUGUGGAGUUAAAUGAUUUUAAGGAUGGUAAAAUUACAACAACACCACCAAAAGAAAGUCCCGAUGAGCCAAAGCCUAAAGAAGAAAGCAGUAUCAGUGUGGAAAGAAAGACCAGCUUUAAAAAGGUAGGCUCAGUGGAUGACACUUCAAAGAAAGAAAUAACGGACCCUCAAUUACUGGCCCAACUGUCUAGAAACAGGCCUAUCAUUACAAGAGAAGUGCGACCUUCCACUCAGCCAAUUCAUAAUGUUCAGGUCCCUUUGUCAAGCUACAUAAAUAAGGGUAAGAUCAACUAUGGGAAGUUGAUGACAGAUGAGGUUCUGUCAGCAGAUAGAUUGCUUGUGGCAGCAGCUAAGAAGUCAAUGAAUGUGGCGGGGACCACGGCCCUCAUUGCCAUCAUGGAGGGCAACCAGCUGUAUGUAGCCAAUGUUGGGGACUCCCGCGGGGUCAUGUGCGACUCCAAGGGGAAUGCCAUACCUGUCUCAUUUGACCACAAACCGCAGCAGGUCCGUGAACAAAAGAGGAUUGAGGCAGCAGGUGGCUAUAUUGCGUUCAAUGGAGUAUGGAGGGUGGCAGGAAUACUAGCCACCUCCAGGGCCAUGGGGGACUACCCACUUAAGGACAAGAAGUUUGUGAUUGCCGACCCCGACAUUCUCACAUUUGAUGUGAGUGACCACAAGCCCAUGUUUGUCAUUUUGGCCUCUGAUGGACUAUGGGACACUUUUACCAAUGAGGAAGCUAUCAAAUUUGUUAAGGAAAGAUUAGAUGAACCAGACUUUGGAGCUAAGAGCUUGACACUUCAAGCAUAUUACAGAGGAUCAGUGGACAACAUCACUGUUUUGGUAAUAAAUUUCCUCAAUAAAUCUUUAGCAUAGUCUUUAAAUGUCUCAAAUCAGCCUCCCAAGUGUUUUAUGGCAAUAACACUCCAAUCUUGGAGGAGGUCCAUGUCCUACAGUGGAUGCUUUAUGGGCUGUCUGUUUGUCAUCAAGUCUUUAAGAAUAUUAUGUGAUUAACAAUUUUACUCCUGCUUUAAUAAUCUUAUCAUGAAAUCUUUUCCACUUUUACUGAUUGUAUAGUAUACCUAAUAAUAUAUUUUCUUUAUGUAUCAAAAUGAAACACCAUUAAACCCACAUUCAAAAUAGUGGAUAGUUAGUAGAAGAAAUAGAAACUACCAGUGUGAAAUGUGCAUAUAUACGUAAGCAGUAUUUUAAAAACACUGAUAAAUCUGUGUAGUCACACAAUGACUUGCACCACCAUGUUUUUGCAUUCUUAAGUUUGCAGUAAAUGUUGUGAAUGAUGUCAAACUGGCUGUAUGCUGUACAGAUCAUAAUUCAUAUUUAGUUACCAUUAUAAUAUGAGAGUGUAAAUAAGUGUCCAAUAGAUAUAAAAAAUAUAUAAAAUUAAUAUUUUUGAAAUCAAUGUUUUGAAUUUAUAGAUGGUUGUGAUUGUGAAUUCGAAAAUUUUCUAACAGUCAUUUUCAUGGACAAUGAAAGGGAACGAUUAUUCUAAUUAUUACCUUGGAGAUUAUGAAUAUGUAUAGUCUUUUGAAAAUACUAUAAACCAGUGUUUACUAAUACACUUUAAACUAUUGUAUGUUGUGGAUUAUUCAUGGUAUAGAAUUUUAAGCAUCUCUAAAUUGAUGUUUCAUGGUAUCUCUACAAGUAGUAUUUUACUUACCAUAUUUAUUAUGUGUCAAUGAAUGUAAUUAGAUAUUAUAUAUACUUGCAUAAUGUUAUCUAUAGUUAGGUAUCUAAUACAUCCUAUUUGAUUAAGUAAAUACAUAAUACUAUAUUAUAUAAAUUUGUGUGUUCAUUAUAAUAUUUGCAUUUUAAUGAUCUACAACUCUUACCAACAUGCAAUCAUAGCUUUUAUACAAUGUUUGAUGUAGUAUUCGGUGUUCGGUUUUAGUCAUGCGGAUUGUGGGACCUUGUAAAUUUUGUAAUGGCAGUGAUAUUGUUUGUUUCUAACUUGCACUUGAGCGCAAAAACUCAUACUCGGCACUCCAAGUACCUACCACAGGAUGCCCCAUAACUAUUUUAAAAUAUUGAUUUAUAUUCAUUUACAACUAAUUUAUGUUUGCUGUAUGCUGUACAUAAUCAUCACAUGUCAAAGCUUUCCAAACCAUGUUGAAUAAUGGUAAGAGAGUUUAAAAUAGAGAUAUAAGUUUUGAAGAGCCGUAUUUUAUAAAUACAGUCCUCAUUUAAUCAUAUUUCUAAAGAAUCUAAUCAGGACUUUUAGUAUCAUAACCCUGUAGAUAUACAGGUGCACCCCAGACCUCAACUGAUUCGGUGCCAAAAACUGUCAGGAUAAAUAGUACAGUGCGGGACUCGCUAGGUUUUCACUUUGGACUUCGAAUUGUCCUUCAUUUGUGAAGAAAUCUCAAAUAUCAAAUGCAAGUCUUGUAUAUGGGUAAGGUGACGCCACUGUACCUAUAGGUACUUACCUACUUAAGAUGUCCAGGAAAAAAACAUGUGCCAUUACCAUUAUAAAUAGAAUACUUACGUACUUCAUCCCCAAUGAGUUAUAGCAUUUUAAUUUGGUUGGGUUGUUCUUGCCUAAUGUUAUUUUAGAAGUUAUAUGUGAUUAUGUGACCUUUGGCUGUUUAUAAAUAUAUUUUACCAAAGUCUUAUAGCUUAAUAAAUGGCAAUCUGUAA